Molecule: messenger RNA, 1645 nt
Organism: Mycotypha africana
Lineage: Eukaryota; Fungi; Mucoromycota; Mucoromycetes; Mucorales; Mycotyphaceae
Exons: 1
Coding region: 234-1454 (406 amino acids)
Source: RefSeq, a predicted model, not a curated record
UAUUAUUUGAUGACGAUGAUACAACGUAAAAGUGGUGUAUGAUAAUACAGUAGAAAACUCUAAUCUCUUUCUUUUUUUUUCUUGGGGGUGCUGAUAAAGAACUGUCUUUUUUUUUUUUUUAAUCAUAGAGACAUUCUUGCUUUUACAAUAGUAUUCUUUUUUCUUUUCUGAUCUUUCAAUUAUUACAGCGCUCAAUCUUUAUUUAACCUUUUUUAAUUUAUUUGACAUAUAACAUGGCUGGUCUACUCGGAGGUAGUAAAAAGAAAUCAGGUUCUUCCAAGAAAAGGUCAUCCAAGAAAUCGUCUGGUGAUGAGGAGAGUGGUGGUCUUUUAGGUGAUACCCUGGGCUCAGUGACUGAUACAGUGGAUAAUGUUACUGAACCUGUGAAGGGGAGUAGUAAAUCCAAAAAAAGAGAUAGCAGCAGCAAGAAGAGAAGAUCCUCUAAAGGUGAUAAGAAAAAGGGAGGAGGACUUCUUGAUGGUGUGACUGAUACAGUAGGUGAUGCAGCAGAAGGCAUUCAAGACACCGCUCAAGGUGCUGUGGAUACUGUGCAAGAUUCUGUAGAUGGAGUAACUGAUCAGGCAGGCGAUGCCGUGGGCGAUGUGACAGACAAAGUCGGUGAUACAGUGGACGACGUUACUGACAAGGUGGGCGACACAGUCGAUGGUGUCCAGGAUACAGCUUCAGGUGCUGUUGAUGGUGUCACUGAUAAAGUAGGUGACGUCGCCAAUGAGGCCACCGAUAAAGUGGGAGAUGUUGCUGAUGGUGUUCAAGACACAGCAGGUGAUGUGGUAGAUACAGCUAAAGAUUUACCUGAAAAGGCUACAGAGUCCGUUGACGAUGUUCAGAAAAACGUGACAGAUAUAGCAGAAGGCGUUACUGGUGAAGGUCAAAACUUGCUUGGCAACUUACAAGAUCAAAUCAAAAAUGUAGUGAAUCAAGCUCAGAACUCUUUGAAUGAUGAUAACGACGACGAUGAGGAUGAUAAUCCGUUUGGCAACAGUGAUGAUGCUAUGAUGACUAUGAAUGCUAUCAUGGAAUACAAUCGCAUGUUGAUGCAAAGAUUAUCAGAACUUGAAGAGGAAGCCAAAGAGAACAAUGACGAAGUGAGCAAGGAAUCAGUUCAAGAUACAGUCAAAGAUACUUAUGACCAAAUCAAGUCAAAAUAUGAGAAAACAGAAGACGGCAAAGGUACGAAUCAUACUUUCGAACUGCCUCUUGACGACCUUGUCAACAGCUUUGGCGAUAAUAAUGAUGAUGAUAAUCACGAUGCACAGCACAACAAAAAGAGGACGAAUAACACCAACGAUGAUGAAUCCACUGUGCACGGGGGCGAGGAUAGCGGUGGCAAGGGAUUCAGCAUCGGCAAUGGUGGAGGCAAAGAUGACAUUGUAGUUAAGGUAGAGGCAACAAAGAACGGUAUUACCUUCUGCAUCCAUAUUCCUCGUGAUUAAACGACUUGCUUUCCUUCAAAAAGCAUGUAUAUUUUUUUGUAUAUUCUUUUUACGUCUUUAUUCUUAAUAAAUUAUAUAUUAUAUUCAGCCAUUUGACGAUCGAACAAAUCGUUUACACAUAUACAACGUAAACUUGACUGGCUUAUGCAUAAAAUACAGCAAAUGGAACAGAGAAAAAAGAUUCUUUCUUU